AAGAAUUCAAAGUAACGAGAAAACCAAUCCGGCAGCUGCUUUUUUAAAAUAAAAGUAGCGAGAUAAAGGCGAAUCAAUCGUUAGUUUAAAUCGAUGACAAAGACUCAUGAAAACAUCAGAGAAUAAGCACAUAUCCACAUUAUUUUUCUGUCACACGAAAGGUCUACUCUGCGAGUUCUUUUAGUUGUCUUUAUCGGAGAACAAUGCAAAGAAUUUUGCACUCUUCAGUCACAGUAGUUGCUUAAAACAUGCAACGACAGUUAAGUUAAGAGAGAGGCGAGGAAAAGUUACCGUAUAAUAUCAUCACUUGCACUGAUGCUCAUUUAAGACUUAAGAGACUUUGAUCACGCGCACGAGUAAGGCUAACCAGUAACCAUAGGAUCGUAUAAUUUCUCGAUUCAAAAGCUAACAUUCAAUGAGACACUAGGAAAGUCCGUGCGAGAAGAGAGGGGACAUUAAUAUUUGCUUUGAUUAGGUAUCGGAGUCACUUCCGUCUGAAUCUUUUCCGAAACAAUACUAUAAUUACUACACAGAGAGCUGUAAUCUCUGUUUAAUUCAACUUCGCUGGUGUACAACGAUUUAAUUAGACCUAUUUCAAGCCGAAAACCGUCAUUACCUGUGAGACGUGCUUCCUCUGUCAACUUCUGUCAUGAUCCAACAGCAGUAUAUUUUAAGAAUACACGGAAAAAUUUUAGUUUUGCGCCGGGACUCAGUUGUGCUAGCUCUAAUGUUUCAUUGAGUGUGUGAAUUUUCAAAUCCGACUUUACCUUUUUCUACCGUCCCGAAAAUGCAAGGAGAGGUGUGUUUCGCACUCCUGGUGGUUUGCCUGCUGCACGUUACAUUUAUUCCCGAUGUCGAAACGGCAGUUUCGGAACAAAUGAUCAAGCAGAUGAAAGAUAUGCACAAAAAGACGUGCAUGGCACGCUCUGGUGUGAAGAAAGAGGGUCUUGCGAAAUUCAUGGAGGAAGGAGUGAAUGACGAUCCGGCCUUUAAAAAAUACACUUUGUGUAUGUUGAAAAAUAUGCAAGGGUUUAAAAACGGAAAAAUAGCGAUCAAGGAUAUAGAAAACCAGGCGAAGGCAAUGCUUCCACCGCCGUUACGAGACGCCAUUUUAGAUGCUACCUCUAAGUGUAGCAAUACAGGUGGAGAUACACCCGAGGACAUUACGUACAAUUUCAGCAAGUGCAGUCACAAAGCUAAUGUCAAGAGUGUCAUGAUAAUCUGAAACUUCAUGCGGUACCAAACCGAAGGCAACUUAACUGACGCAUCGGCAACUGCACGAGUUGGAGUCGCCUGGCUUUCAAAAUUUCUCGACUGAAAAAUUCAUUAAAAAGAAGCAUUCCUUUAGUAAUUGUAUUGUAAAUGUGUAAUUAAAAAUAAAUGUUUGUUUUCUUACU
Messenger RNA from Bemisia tabaci, 1397 nucleotides. Lineage: Eukaryota; Metazoa; Arthropoda; Insecta; Hemiptera; Aleyrodidae. The record is from RefSeq and is a predicted model, not a curated record.